GCCCGGGGACCGAGGUGGGAGCUCCUGGGGAGAACGGGAUGAGCAGAGCCGGCCGAAAGGAGCAUUUCCCACCAUGAAUGGGCUCCUAAACUGCUCUGCCAACCACACCAAGAUCUGGAGUCACUACUUGGUGCUGGCCCUGGGCAUCCCCCAGCUGACCAUCAACGUCCUGUCCAUCAUCUUCAACUGCACCGUCAUCUUCACCCGCCUGGCCACCAGGGACCUGCACAAGCCCAUCUCCAUCCUCUUCUGCAACCUGGCUGUCUCCGACCUCUUCACCAGCUUCUCCGGCUUCUGGAUUUCCAUGCUGUUCAUCACCAACCCCGACAUCACCAUCUUCGGCUCCCAGGACAUGCUGGCUCCCUACUCCCUGUACACCACGUCCAUCCUGUCCACCAUCUACAACCUGGUGAGCAUCGCCAUCGAGCGCUACCUGGCCGUGGCCGAGAGCAUGAGGACGAGGUUCAGGGUGGCCAGGAACCACUCCAUCGCCGUGGUCUUCAUCAACUGGGUCCUGGCUUUCUUCCUGGGCUGCCUGCCCCUGAUGGGCUGGAACUGCCUGCACGCCGAGAGCAACGUCUCGGUGCUCUACAGCCCCUUCUGCGUCAACUACCUCGUCUUCAUCGCCAUGCCCAACGUGGCCGUGGCCUUCCUCGUGCCCCUCUUCACCUACCUGAGGAUCAUCAUCAUCCUGAGGAAGAGGAAGCUGAGGAUGCAGGCGUGCGGCCAAGCCACGGGCACCUACAAGUCGGCGGAGACGCAGGUGGCCAGGACCAGCAUCUCCAUCUGGCUGCUGGCCCUGGUGUCCUACGCGCCGUUCCUGGCCGGCGUCGUCUUCGACGCGGCCAACCGGCGCUGCCACGGCGAGCUGUACCCCGGGGCGUACAUCUUCAGGAACUGCACGGCCGUGCUGAUCACCAUCACCUGCCUGGGCAACCCGCUGCUCUACACGCUGCGCCUCCGGGCGCUGGGGGCCCGGCUGAAGGCGCUGCGCGGCCUCUGGGCCUGCCGCGCGCGGGCCUGCGCCGGCGGCCACGUCUGAGGGGCCCGGCCGCCGCCCCGGGGUGGCUUCGCCGUGCUUGUGUCCCCGGCUGUGUGCCCCGCUCGGGCUGGGUGCUCUGCUCGUGCCUUCGGGGCUGGUUCUGGGAGAGGAGGCAGGGAGGGGAAGCAGCAGGGGUUUGCCAUCAGCCGGCGCUCCUCUGGAAGCGACGCUCCUCCACGCUCUGCGCCGGGCUGGGCUGUCCGGGACGGAGCAGAACACGGUGCUCCUUUGCUUUUUAGUUAGUUCAGCUAGCUGAGGCAGAGUUUUCCCUGGACUGGUUUUUUUUUUCUUUCCUUUUUGUUGGAACCUGCUGCAGACUGGGGAGCACGGAGAGCUGUCACUCUGUGGCCAGGGGGCUCUGCUCUGGGCAGCAGCCAUUCCCGGUGCCCAGGGGCUGAGGACAGAGCCACCCCACAGGAGAGGCUUUCUGAAUCUGUCAUCCCUUCAGAGCGGCCGGUGACUUUUGUCACCUGGUAUUGUUCAUUUCGUGAGCAGGGGAGGGCUGUGCCUGUUAAAUAAACAGGUUUGUUCCACUUCUCUCCGAGGAAUCCUUCCCGAGCCACCCGUGGGGAGCGGCUGUGUGGCUUUGCUUUCUGGAGGGCCCUGUUGGAGUUUUCCCCCAAAUUUGCCCUAAAGCAGGACACCAGCACUGAGCAGACACUGCGGGCCCCCA
Molecule: messenger RNA, 1715 nt
Organism: Motacilla alba alba
Lineage: Eukaryota; Metazoa; Chordata; Aves; Passeriformes; Motacillidae
Product: lysophosphatidic acid receptor 1-like
Exons: 1
Coding region: 74-1042 (322 amino acids)
Biological process (GO): G protein-coupled receptor signaling pathway
Cellular component (GO): membrane
Molecular function (GO): G protein-coupled receptor activity
Source: RefSeq, a predicted model, not a curated record